Messenger RNA from Toxorhynchites rutilus septentrionalis, 2933 nucleotides. RefSeq names its product pyruvate dehydrogenase phosphatase regulatory subunit, mitochondrial-like. The transcript is spliced from 6 exons. Gene Ontology annotation, cellular component: mitochondrion; mitochondrial matrix; cytoplasm. The record is from RefSeq and is a predicted model, not a curated record. Gene Ontology annotation, molecular function: oxidoreductase activity; protein binding. The coding region runs from base 201 to 2843 and encodes 880 amino acids. NCBI's taxonomy places the organism in Eukaryota, Metazoa, Arthropoda, Insecta, Diptera, Culicidae.
UACCGUUAUGUCAUAAAACACCGUCAAGCGGUGAAAAUUAAUGCAAAAUCGAUUUUGGCAAUGAUGUGUGAUGAAUUUGUAUCCACCCAAAAUGAAUGAAAGUAAGAGUUGUUUAGAAGCUGCAUGUGUGUGGCAUUAACUACCGAAAUGCAUAGUUAUGUUAUAUAAGUGGUAUAGUUGAUACAAAACGUGCUGUCGAGAUGAAUUUGCUACCGAAAUUAUCGCACCCGUUGAAAAUUUCGCUUCAGCAAUAUUCCACCGGAAGUGAAAACCUAACUCAGGCCUCGCGCGUUGUCAUUGCCGGGGCAGGCUUGCUUGGUAACUCGGUGGCGUUCCAUUUGACGGAAAAUGGGUGGAACAAUAUCGUGGUAUUGGAUCAGAACAGAAUCGGUAGUGGAACAUCCGAUUUUGGUUCCGGCACAAUCGGAUUAUUCAAGCCAACUCCGGAGAGAAAUAUUAUAAUGGAAAGUGUCAAAUUGUAUGAUCGUUUGCAAAAUACGGGCUACAAUGUAGGAUUGAAGCGAUGUGGAAGUCUCAAUUUGGCACAGACGCACGAUCGUAUAAUAGCAUUGAAGCGAAGAAUAGCUUAUAACGUUCCGACAGGACUUUUCUGUGAGUUUAUUGAUGCAGAAUCGGCUAAGAAGAUACAUCCUUUCCUCAAUGUAGAUGAUAUUCAGGGUGCAGUAUACGUGCCAGACGAUUGUGUAGCCGAUCCCGCACUUGUCCUGGAAGUCUUAGCUAAAUUGGCCAAACAAAACGGCGUUAAGUAUUUUGAAGGAUGUGAAGUUAGAUAUGUCAACACAAAAGGUGGCCGCGUGGAUAGCGUAGAGACUGACGUUGGAACAAUUAAAUGUGAAUAUUUCAUCAAUUGCAGUGGAAUGUGGUCAAGAGAGUUAGGAUUGAAAUGCAGAAAGCCUGUUUGUAUCCCGGCUCAUCCCGCGCAGCAUUUCUACGCUCUCUCGUCGAACCUUAACUUGCCAACAGAGAAGCUUCUACCGUGCGUGAGAGACUAUGACUCAAACUUAUACGUGCGACAGUUAGAAGAAGAAAUGUUAGUUGGUUGGUUUGAGAAAGAAGCCAAACCUGCAUUCGAAGGAACGAAAGAUAUUCCAAAAGAAUGGAAAACUCAAUUGGAUCAUAACUUCACCAACCAUUGUUGGCCGUUGUGGGAGAAGGCGGUUGAACGAAUACCAUUACUUAAGGAUACUAUCGAGCCAAAUGUGACAAACAGUCCGGAUAAUUUCACUCCCGACGGUCGAUGGAUGUUUGGAGAAACCGCAGAGGUCAAAAAUUAUUACGUGGCUUGUGGAAUGAAUGGGAACCCCUUGCAGGGAUCUGGCGGAGUAGGUAAGGCGUUGGCCGAGUGGGUUGUUAGCGGUACCCCCACCAUUGAGAUGUUACCGUUCAAUAUUCAAAGAUUCCUGAGCCUGCACAACAAUCGACAAUACUUACAACAACGAAUCAAAGAAGUUGUUGGUCGUCAGUAUGCUAUCCUCUACCCAAAUCAAAGCGAGUACAAAUAUUCUCGUAAAUUGAGAUGUUCCCCGUUGUAUAGCGUAUUAGAGACGCGAGGGGCAGUGUUCGGAACAAAAAUGGCCUAUGAGAGGGCGUUGUACUUUGACACUGAUUACGAACGAGGUUCUCCAUUGCCAAAAUUACCACCUGGUAGUUUCUAUAAGCCAAAAUUUUUCCAUUUUAUGGAGAAGGAAUACUUCGCCUGUGCACAACACGUUGGCAUUAUUGAUAUAUCUUCGUUCUCUAAGAUUGAAAUCAAGCCCGGAGUACAGAGCGAGCGCAGCAAAAAUAAUGUUUUGGAGUACCUCCAAAAAAUGUGCUGCAAUGACGUUGAUGUGGAAAUUGGUCAUAUUGUGCACACGGGAAUGUUGAAUGAUCACGGUGGUUUUGAAAACGAUUGCAUGUUGAUACGACAAGAUGGUGAUCACUUUUUCAUGAUAUCGCCGUCAUCACAGCAGACCAGAAUCUACGACUGGAUGUCCCGUAAUUUACCGCUGGACGCUAGCGUCAAACUGAACGAUGUCACCUCGAUGUACACAGUCAUAAAUGUAGUGGGUCCAAAAUCAACUCAAUUGAUGAGCGAGUUAUCGAACUCGAAUGUAAAGUUGCAACCUUUCACAUACCGAAAACUAAACAUUGGUUAUGCAAGCGAUGUGAUGAUCAUGUCUUUCACGCAUACAGGGAUGCCAGGAUAUUGUUUAUACGUUCCGUCCGAAUAUGCACUUCAUGUUUACGAUCGUCUUAUGGCAGUUGGACGAGACUAUGGGGCACGCGAUGUUGGUACAUUGACACAAAGGGUGCUGAGAAUCGAUAAAUUCAUUCCGUUCUGGGGGGACGAACUUACAAGUAUGACAACACCUUUCGAAGCUGGCGUAAACUACACAGUGAGAUUGGAUAAAAAGGAUGAUUUCAUUGGACGAGCAGCCCUGGAGAAACAGAAACGUGAAGGAUUGAUGAAACGUUUGGUUCUUUUCCACGUAGAGGACAUUGAUAUUGAAAAGGAUGUUUGGCCAUGGGGUGGCGAGCCCCUUUAUCGGAACGGUGAAUAUUGUGGAACCGUCACUUCAGCCGGCUAUGGGUUCUCUUCUGAGAAAUUAGUAUGCCUUGGCUACAUCAGUCGUACACAGCAGAAUGGCCCUAAAGUGAUAACGACCGAGUUCAUAAUGGAUAAAAAUGCAGUCUAUCAUAUUGAUAUAGCUGGACGCCAAUUCCGUUUAACGCAGCACUUGCAUCCUAAAGCAGCCCUUGCAAAGUCGUUGGCAGAGCGUGAGGAAAGAAAACGAUAUCGUCCAACAGUACUGAAGUUCAAACAACAAUUUCAAACGUAGUCGUUUUGUACCUCAACACGAAAACACAUGAAGAACUUUUUUAGUAUUGUAUAUGGCUAUUCGGAUUAAAUGCAAAAUAAGCAUUGUGUA